UUUGCCGAAGGGAGUCACAUCUCCUGUGAGAAUCCGUUUGUAAAGGAUAAUAAAAAAAACGAAUUUUGAAUCACGGAUCAAUAUCUCAACCUAGUGAUUUGUUAAAGUGAAAUUUAAACGUGGAUAAAUACUUUAAAAGGAAGUUUCAAAACGAAGUGUCAUCAGACGAUUUACCGGUUGUGUGUGUACGUUUAUCAAUAAAGUGAAUUCAAACAAAAUGCAAGGAUUUCGGAAUUACGCCAUGGAUGCGCUGCAGCACCGCGACCAGCCAAUCUCUGUGGAUUUACUAACCGCUAAUCAUUACAACUCUAAAUCAUCGCCGCCGCUUUCGCCACUCAGUGACUGUACCAGCCCACAAUCCGAUGGCAGUCAGCAGCAGGCACCAUUAGAUCCAUCUGUCCGCCGGUACCGAACGGCCUUCACUCGUGAUCAGUUGGCCCGACUCGAAAAGGAAUUCUACAAAGAAAACUACGUAUCUCGGCCACGACGAUGUGAGCUGGCUGCUCAAUUGAACCUCCCGGAGUCAACAAUAAAGGUAUGGUUCCAAAACCGUCGCAUGAAGGACAAACGCCAACGCAUUGCCGUCGCCUGGCCGUACGCUGCCGUCUAUUCCGAUCCUGCUUUCGCUGCUUCUAUCCUGCAAGCAGCGGCCAACUCGGUCGGAAUGCCCUACGGAUAUCCACCAGCCCCGAUGCUACCGCAAAUGCCAGUGAUGCCCCCACAGCUCCCGGCUGCUUCUAACCAUUUCUCGUAUGGAUACCGGUAUGCUCCAUAUCCAAUCCCACAACGUGCACCGAUGCAAGCCACUCCAUACCCGACUGCCGCUGCCGCCAUGUUGAGCUCCAUUCCCCAAGGCUACACACCUUUGUCGAUACCCAAACCCCACACUCCACCACAUGAUCUUCAAAGCCCCUCAUCACCGCAUUCUGCUCUGUCCUUGAGCCCGGGUUCGGACAAAUCGAAACUGGACAUCUCGUCAUCGACCACAAACAGUACCGGCAGCCCACUGAAAGCACUUAACGUUUCCACCCAAGGCUUGCUCAUGACGGCACCGACGACGCCCAGCCAAACCAUCCUAACACCUUCGCCUGAAAAACCAAAGCUCUUCAAACCAUACAAAUCGGAAGUGUAAUAGCAGCCUAUUUGCUACUCAACCAAAGUGUUCCCUCAGCUUGCAUGGAAUAAUUCGAUAUUAUAUGGCAUGCGCAGUACCUUGUUGGGUUUUCCGACGAAUGGCGGACGGAAAGCCAUUAGUAUUUAUUAGACUCGACAUUUCUCUCUUUAGGCUGGAUCCUUUUUGUUCUAUCUUAAAUCAAUUGAUAGGUUUGAGGAGGCUAAUCAAAAUUAAGUGUAGUUCUGAAUAGGACUGAAUGUGUUUUAGUGUAUAAAUAUGUGAAUGUAUUUGCAUCAAAUGCAUUCUAGUGAUCAACAAUUUUAGAUAAAUUAUCAA
Uranotaenia lowii is the source of this 1450-nucleotide messenger RNA. It is a transcript of the gene eve, whose product is annotated as segmentation protein even-skipped. Gene Ontology annotation, molecular function: RNA polymerase II cis-regulatory region sequence-specific DNA binding; DNA-binding transcription factor activity, RNA polymerase II-specific. Gene Ontology annotation, cellular component: nucleus. Lineage: Eukaryota; Metazoa; Arthropoda; Insecta; Diptera; Culicidae. Gene Ontology annotation, biological process: regulation of transcription by RNA polymerase II. Bases 218 to 1132 code for a protein of 304 amino acids. The transcript is spliced from 3 exons. The record is from RefSeq and is a predicted model, not a curated record.